UCUCCCAUUUCACUCCCGAUAUACGAUCCGACGCACACUUUUAAUUACAUUUCAUUUCACGAGCCCUCUCUCCUUUGGUUCGGGGACUCCGAAUCUCGGCCACCGGAGCUCCAGCGGUAGGUGCGCGGGACGACAUAUAUAUACAUAUAUAACACGUACAAUGGCUGCCACCACCACCCCCACCAUCGAGGAGAUCAGGAAGGCCCAGCGUGCGAGUGGCCCUGCCACUGUCCUUGCCAUAGGGACCGCCACCCCGAGCAACUGCGUGUCCCAGGCGGACUACCCCGACUACUACUUCAGGAUCACCAACAGCGAGCACAAGACCGAGCUCAAGGAGAAGUUCAAGCGCAUGUGUGAAAAGUCGAUGAUAAAGAAGAGAUACAUGCACCUGACCGAGGAAUUCCUGAAGGAGAACCCAAACAUGUGCGCGUACAUGGCAACGUCGCUGGACGCUAGGCAGGACAUUGUGGUCGUGGAGGUGCCGAAGCUAGGAAAGGAGGCGGCCUCGAAGGCCAUCAAGGAAUGGGGUCAGCCCAAGUCGAAGAUCACCCAUCUCAUCUUCUGCACCACCUCUGGAGUCGACAUGCCCGGAGCCGACUACCAGCUCACCAAGCUGCUCGGCCUCCGCCCCUCCGUGAAGCGAUUUAUGAUGUACCAGCAGGGAUGCUUCGCCGGCGGCACGGUCCUCCGUCUAGCCAAAGACUUGGCAGAGAACAACAAGGGCGCCCGCGUCCUCGUGGUGUGCUCGGAGAUCACUGCUGUCACGUUCCGUGGACCCUCCGACACCCACCUCGACUCCCUUGUUGGCCAAGCCUUGUUCGGGGACGGUGCUGCUGCUGUGAUCGUCGGUGCAGACCCCGACACCAAGAUUGAGAGGCCGCUCUACCAGCUGGUCUCGGCUGCGCAGACCAUCCUACCGGACUCUGAUGGUGCGAUCGACGGCCACCUCCGCGAGGUUGGCCUGACCUUCCAUCUCCUCAAGGACGUGCCUGGCCUGAUCUCCAAGAACAUCGAGAAGAGCCUUGUCGAGGCCUUCACCCCGAUCGGGAUCAACGACUGGAACUCCAUCUUCUGGAUCGCCCACCCCGGGGGGCCGGCCAUCCUGGACCAGGUGGAGGCCAAGCUGGGGCUGAAGGAGGAGAAGAUGAGGGCCACGCGCCACGUGCUGAGCGAGUACGGGAACAUGUCCAGCGCGUGCGUGCUAUUCAUCCUCGACGAGAUGAGGAAGAAGUCGCUCAAGGAAGGGAAGGCCACCACCGGCGAGGGCCUCGACUGGGGUGUCCUCUUCGGGUUCGGACCAGGUCUCACGGUGGAGACCCUCGUGCUGCACAGCGUCCCGAUCGAGCCGGCUCACUGAGCCAGAUUGGUCGGUCGACGAUUACACGGCGUUUAAUUAAGGGUAUUUAUUGGUUUGGCGGGUAAUAAUUAAUAGUGUGCGUUUGUCAUGGUGGCAGUCGUAACGACAUGGGGGGAAAUGAAAUUCAAAUGAAUCAAAGUGAUAUCUCCGGCUUUGUUUCGUUUUGUUUAAGGUUUUUUUUUCACCUUUUUUUUUUUCCUCUUUUUCAAGUAAUUUGAAACUUUGUUCUUUGUAUCUCAAAUGGUCGAUGAUAAUGAAAUAUUCACGAGCCAUUGCAAUGUU
Punica granatum (pomegranate) is the source of this 1639-nucleotide messenger RNA. Lineage: Eukaryota; Viridiplantae; Streptophyta; Magnoliopsida; Myrtales; Lythraceae. The record is from RefSeq and is a predicted model, not a curated record.